AUGUCACGUAAGCUUGACAGUCCAAUUCAGACUCAAAUGGCAGUGGCACUUGUGAAGAGCCCCCUGAGCGGGGAAUUCCGUGAGUUUAACAAGUUAGGAAUGAAGACCCCUGUGGGUCGUAGGCGCGUUUUUGUGCAGACAGAGACUGGUUGUCUUCUCGGGUUGGAGUUGGAUCGUAGCGACAACGCACACACGGUGAAAAGGAAGUUGCAGGUUGCACUUAACUUCCCUACUGAGGAAAGCUCGUUGACCUUUGGGGAUUUGGUGCUUAAAAAUGAUCUCACAUCCGUCAGGAGUGAUUCUCCUCUUCUUCUAACUCGGAACAACUUUCACAGGAGUUCAUCGACUCCAUGUCUUUCUCCAAUGACGGCUGAUCUUCAGCAGCAUAGAGAUGAGAGUAGUAGUUCUAUUGAAAUUCUUGGGAACUCGGUUUGCUCCUCGUUUGUGAGGCAAAUGGCGAAGGAUAUUAAAAAGGCAUUGAAGAAGGGCAUUGAUCCAGUUGCUGUCCAUAGCGGACUCGGAGGAGCUUACUUCUUCAAGAACAGCCGUGGUGAGUGUGUUGCUAUUGUUAAACCAACUGAUGAGGAGCCUUUUGCUCCGAAUAACCCCAAAGGUUUUGUUGGUAAGGCGCUUGGACAGCCUGGUUUGAAACGUUCGGUGCGGGUUGGGGAAACAGGGUAUAGAGAAGUCGCGGCUUAUCUUCUUGAUAAGGAUGGUUUUGCAAAUGUUCCUCCCACUGCUCUUGUGAAGAUUACUCACUCGAUCUUUAACGUCAACGAUGGAGUGAAGGCGGGAAAGCGUAUGGAUAAGAUGCUGGUGAGCAAGAUUGCUUCCUUGCAGCAGUUCAUGGCUCAUGAUUACGAUGCUAGCGAGCAUGGAACGUCCAGCUUCCCUGUUUCGGCAGUUCACCGUAUAGGGAUUCUUGAUAUCAGAAUCUUGAAUACGGACAGGCACUCAGGGAAUCUUCUUGUUAGGAAGUUGGAUGGUGUUGGAAGGUUUGGCCAAGUUGAUUUAAUUCCAAUUGAUCACGGUCUUAGCUUGCCUGAAACUCUAGAGGACCCUUACUUCGAGUGGAUUCAUUGGCCACAAGCAUCGAUCCCGUUUUCUGAAGACGAGCUGAAAUACAUAGCAAAUCUUGAUCCUUUUGAAGAUUGUGCGAUGCUGCGAAGGGAGCUUCCAAUGGUACGAGAGGCCAGUCUCCGUGUUCUUGUUCUCUGCACAAUUUUCCUCAAAGAAGCUGCUGCAUCUGGCCUGUGUUUGGCUGAAAUUGGUGAGAUGAUGACUAGGGAGGUUCGUCCUGGGGACGAGGAGCCUAGUGAGAUUGAAGUGGUUUGUCUUGAGGCUAUGAGUUUGAUAGGAGAGAAGGAGGUCGAGUCCCCAAGAUCAUCAGACUCAGGCGGUGAUGUUGAAUUCCAGUUCGAUUUAGAUUGCGAGGAAGCGAUGCUUGAUAAACCAGCAUUCACACUUGGACUCACUAUUGGAAACGCUCGUGGUCAUUUGUCAAAGGUCGAGGAAGACGAAGAAGAAGAAGAAGACAAAGAGGAGGAGGAAGAGAAUGGAAGAGUUGAUUCAGUGAAAAUGCCGGCGGUUACCAAGCUUUCAAUGUCUCUGAAGAACACUCUUCUUGGUGAGAAGAGUCAGAAGUAUCAGAAACAUCCAGGAGCUAGAUCAGAGAGCGCAUACGCAUCAUCUGGACACAGGAGUGCAGACGAACAGAUACCAUCAAGCACAAGCUUUGUGAAGCUGUCGGAUAUGAGCGAAGAGGAAUGGGCGGUUUUUCUGGAGAAAUAUCAGGAGCUGCUUUACCCUGCAUUUGCAAAGCGGAAGGAGAUGACUUUAGGACAUAAGCAGAGGUUGGGGACUUCGUGCCAGUUUUGA
Microthlaspi erraticum is the source of this 1878-nucleotide messenger RNA. NCBI's taxonomy places the organism in Eukaryota, Viridiplantae, Streptophyta, Magnoliopsida, Brassicales, Brassicaceae. The record is from the annotation of a GenBank genome assembly.